Arabidopsis arenosa is the source of this 939-nucleotide messenger RNA. Lineage: Eukaryota; Viridiplantae; Streptophyta; Magnoliopsida; Brassicales; Brassicaceae. The record is from the annotation of a GenBank genome assembly.
CUGUCAAACGUCUUACAUUGCGCAUGACAUUCAACAGUGGAGAAGAGACUGUGUAUCCCGAUGGUAUUGUCUUCAGCCAGCUUGAAAAUUUGAAGGUAUAUAUAUGCAGCGAAAAUUGGUCAAAGUUACUUGUCCACUUGCUCAAAGAUUCUCCUCACCUGCGAAUCCUCGAUCUCGAGGUCUAUCGUUUCCGUGAAAUUUAUGGGGAGUAUGAACAGGUUAGCUGGGGCAAAAAUCAGGGCUCCGUUCCAAAAUGUUUCUUGAAUAGUCUUGAAACUUUCAAGUUUAAAGGGUACAACAGUGACGAACAAGAAGACAGAGAUUUCAUGAGUCUUAUCUUCAAACAUGCUCGUUGCUUGAAAUCUACAUCAAUCUUGCACAGAUCAUUCGUCUCUUCAAGAGCUCAAACAUUGGGGCUAAACAUUUUGGAUGGAAACGAGGUGUUCUUUAGGAUCAAGAGAAGCACCCAGCUGAAGAAGCUAAUGAAUGCUUACUGUGACCGGCAAUCUGUGGACAUGAACUCCAUUGCUUUCUUGUUUGAUGGCCGUCGUCUGCGUGCUGAGCAAACUCCUGAUGAGCUUGAAAUGGAGGACGGUGAUGAGAUCGAUGCGAUGCUCCAUCAGACUGGUGGCAGAGGUGGUGGUGCUAUGGCCUGACACUUCCUCCGGGUUUAGGGCUUGUGUGAUAUGAAUGGUUAAGGAGUAUUCGGCAUUAGGAAUUGCAGACUUGUUUUUAUCGUGACCAUUCUCUCUAGAAACUACAAGUUAUUAUGGUCACGAAGGUUAAAAACCCUUUGGUUGAUUUUUUGUCUUGUUCGUUUGGUAUUGGAUCCUAUGAUACUACUAUUUUGGCUUAAAGGUGUUAUUAACCCGAUUAUCUAAAGUUUGUUGGUAUGGUAACGAUGAAAAAGCUAUCAAUUAUUAAAAGUUGACCCUUAAC